AUGGCCGAAUCCCAUCUAUCCCAAAACAAACUACUACAACUACUGGACGUCUUUAGAGACUUUACGGAAUUAGGCAGGGUUACGCAGCAAAUGACUGAGAAGUUUACAGCACAGCUUGCGUACCAGACUACAACGCUUACAAGCGCCUCCCAACAAGCUACAAAGACACUAAAGAAAGCUGUUAAUGCCGCAACCGGACCACAAAACCCAAAUAACCAAGAAAAACCAAACACCCAGAACACCCAGAACACCCAAAACACCCAAAACAAGACAUCAUACGCUAGCGUAGCCGCCCAGAACAACGGAAACACAUGGACUACAGUGUCUACAAAAAAGAAGACAAACAAAAAGCCAGCAAGCUACUACCAAGCAGUCCUUACGCUUACCCAGCCUACGUCCCACACACCACUCCAGAUUAGAGACUUAAUCAACGAAGAGUUCACAAAGGGCGGCAUCAAAGACCCAGUAGUGAAGGAAGUAACAACAAGUAGAAAGAACAAUAUUAUCCUAACAACCACUCCAACCUACUCAGGAGAAUACCUAGUCCAACACAAGCAUAUAUGGCAUCAAAAGUUUGAGCUAAAGAAUGAGGGAGCAGAGACACUAGAGAUACUCCACACAGAAAUCCCAGCAUACAACAACGGACUACAAAUUACUGGCAACCCAUACUAG
This is a messenger RNA of Pyrenophora tritici-repentis Pt-1C-BFP, 672 nucleotides long. NCBI's taxonomy places the organism in Eukaryota, Fungi, Ascomycota, Dothideomycetes, Pleosporales, Pleosporaceae. The record is from RefSeq and is a predicted model, not a curated record.